Molecule: messenger RNA, 951 nt
Organism: Rotaria socialis
Lineage: Eukaryota; Metazoa; Rotifera; Eurotatoria; Philodinida; Philodinidae
Source: the annotation of a GenBank genome assembly
AUGAAUCAGUCUUCUGACAGAAGAAAUAAACAAAAUCAAAUCGGAAAAUAUUCAGCAAUAUCUACUGAUGAAAACAAUCAUUCAUUUAAUAGCGGUACAACAUUAUCUUUACAAUCAAUGGUAGAUGAUAUACCAUUUGAAUUUAAUCCUAAAUAUCGAACUAUUAUUGUUCCUAAUAUAAAUAUUCCUGAAUAUGAUACAACUAAGAUUCAUAAUAUUCUUGCCACACCAAUUGAUUUCACAUUGGAAAAUAAAGUUUUAUUAGAAGCUUUAGAAGAUUUACAACGUAGAAAAAAAGAGAUUGAAGAGAAUACUUUGCGUCAACAAGUAUCAUCGACUUCAUCAGCAGUUACAACAAAUAACUGUCCAACGACUAACUCGGUAGUAAUAUCGCCAAAUAGUCGGCCUGACAAUAUUCAUUUCCCUGUAACUCUCGUGCCAUCACCUCCAACUCUACAUCCACUUACACAUAUACCGAACACCCAACCCACAGUACAUCAUUUACCAGUUGCUAUCACACCGUUUCCAGUAACGUCUAUUCUUCCUGUUCCUGUUCCUACUCCUCCUCCUCCUCCUCCCGUUCCAACAACAACGAAGCCUUCUGUUUCACCGACAUAUCGUCUACCUUCUGUACGCGAUAUUUAUUGGCCAACUAGUAAUCAACAAAGUUAUACGGUUCCUGUUAGUGGUCCAUCGGCAUUAACAUCGAAUACAUUGUGUUUACCAACGCCAAUUCAUUCAACUGUUUCAUCGCUGGAUUCAGUCAAACAAAAUAAUCAGUCAUUUAAUAACUGUGAUUCAAAAGCUGCUAAUGACUUAGCUGCUACAUUCGAUGGAACGCUAGACUCUGAUGAUCCUUUUCACGAUGCUGAACUAAAGUCAUUGAAUGAUGUUGCUGAAUUAAGACAUUUGUACUUGACUAUUGGUUCAGCCAAUACUGUUCGACGAUAA